Zea mays is the source of this 855-nucleotide messenger RNA. RefSeq lists its product as uncharacterized. The transcript has 3 exons. Lineage: Eukaryota; Viridiplantae; Streptophyta; Magnoliopsida; Poales; Poaceae. The coding region runs from base 125 to 646 and encodes 173 amino acids. The record is from RefSeq and is marked validated.
CGAGAGGCAAGGGACGUAAGAAGUCGUCUAAUUCUUGGAUCGAAUUAGACGACUUCUUCGUCCCUCUCUUCAUUAGCACGCUAACUUGUAAUCUGCAGGAUCUAAGCAAAGACUUGAUUCAGUUAUGGACGGAUUGGUAGGCCUCUUGAAAGUUCGUGUGGUCCGGGGUAUCAACCUUGCCUACCGCGACGCAAGAGGCAGCGAUCCGUAUGUCGUCCUACGGCUUGGCAAGAAGAAACUGAAGACAAGCGUGAAGAAGAGAUCCGUGAACCCCAUAUGGCAAGAGGAGCUAACUCUGACCGUCACAGAUCCCAGCCAACCACUGAAGCUGGAGGUGUUCGACAAGGACACCUUCAGCAGAGACGACCCCAUGGGAGACGCGGAGGUGGACGUGGCGCCACUGAUGGAGGCGGUGAGCAUGAACCCGCGGGAGGAGAGUCUGAGGAACGGCGCCAUCAUCAGGUCCGAGCGGCCGAGCGCCAGGAACUGCCUCGCCGACGAGAGCCACGUGUGCUGGAGGAACGGCAAGUUCGCGCAGGACAUGAUCCUCCGGCUCAGGAACGUCGAGAGCGGGGAGAUACAGCUGCAGCUGCAGUGGGUGAACUUCCCUCCUGGUCCUGGUCCUGCUGCUGCAACAACCAGGUGACCUGAUCGAUGGUAGCUGCUGUUCCUGUCGCCAUUGCCUCCUGCUGGCAGGAACAGGAACUCUCUGAAGCACGGGGUCAGGGUAGUUCAUGUUGCUUCGAUUCGAUCGUAGGGGAGAUAAUGCCGGAUGGCGCUGCUCAUGCUUUGUAAAGUUUGGGAGGACAUGCAUCAUAAUUGAAGUCAAGUGAUAGGAUCCUGUUUUUUAAGUAC